CCAUCACUAUCACCACCACCAUCGUACCAGUGCACAUUCACAAACUGCUUGAAAGCCUUCAAGAAGCUCAGCCAACUGCAGACGCACACUCGGAUGCACACGGGCGAACGACCUUACCCUUGCCCCUGGCCCGAGUGUGGCUGGCGGUUCGCUAGGUCCGACGAGUUGACCAGACACUAUCGAAAGCAUUCAGGCGAUCGCCCGUACGUCUGUGGCGUCUGUGGCCGAACUUUUGCAAGAAGUGACCACUUGAAGCUGCACUCGAAGAGGCAUGUC
This is a messenger RNA of Helobdella robusta, 276 nucleotides long. RefSeq lists its product as hypothetical. Lineage: Eukaryota; Metazoa; Annelida; Clitellata; Rhynchobdellida; Glossiphoniidae. Gene Ontology annotation, molecular function: DNA-binding transcription factor activity, RNA polymerase II-specific; RNA polymerase II cis-regulatory region sequence-specific DNA binding. The transcript has a single exon. The record is from RefSeq and is a predicted model, not a curated record. Gene Ontology annotation, biological process: regulation of transcription by RNA polymerase II. The annotation marks the transcript as partial.